UGUAUUGAUUACAGAGAACUGAACAAGGUCACUGUUCGCAACAAGUACCCGUUGCCCAGAAUUGAUGACCUGUUUGAUCAGUUGAAGGGAGCUACUUACUUCUCAAAGAUCGAUUUGAGGUCUGGUUAUCAUCAGCUACGAGUCAGAGAACAAGAUGUUCCAAAGACAGCAUUUCUCACGAGGUACGGAUCUUAUGAGUUUCGUGUUAUGCCUUUCGGUUUAACGAACGCUCCAGCUGUCUUUAUGGACUUGAUGAAUAGAGUAUUCAGAGAAUACUUAGAUCAGUUUGUCAUUGUUUUCAUUGAUGAUAUUCUGGUUUACUCUAAGUCGGAGAAGGACCAUGCUAGACAUUUACGCACAGUAUUGCAGACACUUCGAGAACAUCAGUUGUUUGCGAAGUUUGAGAAGUGUGAAUUUUGGCAGAUCCCAUCAAAUUUGAUAAACUUUUGCAUGAUAAACCUUUUUAGCCUCCCAAUUUGUUCUAUCUCAUUGGUGAAGGGGGUUUUGAUUAUGGAGGCUGUGAACUCUCUGGACAUGUCUUCAGGCGUUUGGUCCUUCAGUCCCUUGAUCUGUUCAUCCACUUCUCUCCUGAACUUGCCCGGAUAUCGUUGUCAAUCAAAUGUUGAAGAUAUCCCUUCGGAAUUAAAGUGUUACGUUUCUCAGAUUCAGCGUGAUCUUCAAAGCCUUGUGUUAGUGUAUAACGUGUUGGGACUAGCAGCCGGUUCAACUGUUCCUUCCAAUGCUCGAGCUGUUGAUCUUAGGGGAUCCGUCGAUCAACAGCUGGCAAGGGAGGAGGCAUCAGCCCUGAGUUUCUCGUUCUCCUGUUGUAGGGCAUUGAUUUAA
Molecule: messenger RNA, 843 nt
Organism: Cornus florida
Lineage: Eukaryota; Viridiplantae; Streptophyta; Magnoliopsida; Cornales; Cornaceae
Exons: 3
Source: RefSeq, a predicted model, not a curated record